ACCCGUGGGAGGAGCUACAGGGGGGGCCCCGCCAAUAGGAGGAGUCCCUUCGGGAAGUGGGUGGGCCCAAGCGACGGCAGGAGCCAAUGGGGAAAGCGGGCAGGUUUUUGGGGGUGGGCGGAGCCACCGCGGGGAUGCGACCAAUGGGAGGCGGCGGCGGGCCGAGUGGGCGGGCAGAAGCGCCUGCGGGAGCCAAUCAGAGCGGCGUUAAGGAGCGGGACGUGAACGAGGCGGCGCUGUGGGCGGAGCUGGAGGCGGAGCUUCGGAGGAGUCCCGCAGGCUCCGCCCCUUCCGCUUUGUGGGCUUUGGUGGCGCUGCCCGCGGCUCCCGACCGGAAGUGCCGCCAUGUUGACGGCGCCGCCCUGCUGCGGGGGGGCGGCACGGGGGGCCCUCCGGCAGUGGGUCGCACGCUGCGGGUGCUGGAGAAAUGCGGCAGGAAUUUGUUGCACUUGCGGCCCCCCCCCCGCCUGGCAGCGCCUGCGUUUCCCCAGCCCGGCCCUGCGCCCCGACCCGCCCGUCAUCCAGGUGCUGUCCCAGCUGGGUUACACGCAGGGGGGGCCCCAAGGGCGCAGUUUCCCCCCCGGCGCCCAGCCGGACCCACGGCGCGUGGCGGCCGUCACUGCGGAGCUGCUGCUGCUCAGAACGGAGCUGGAGCUGCUGCUGGCUAACAAACACCCCAACCCCCACCUCAUCACCGACGUCCUGCAGGGAACCCGCGAGGAGCCCAAGGAGCUGCUGGAGUCGGAUGCGGACAGAGAGGAAGGAGCAGCCCCACAAGUGACCCCCAGCUCGGGGGGGGAAAGCCCCACAUCGUCGUGCUCCGCGUGGCGCUGGCCCUGCACGUCCUGCACGUUCCUCAACGUGGGUCCCGCUGUGCUCUGCGCCGUCUGCGAGCGCCCGCGCCUGGCCCCAAAGCCGCCCCCAGCCCCACAGAACGGAGCCCCGCAGCGCCAUAUCGCGACAUACGGGGACGUAUCGCGACACGGGGAUCCGUCAGGACCUGGGGACGCAUCACGACGGGAGGACGCGCUGCAAUACGAUGAUAUAUCGCGACAUUUUGGGUCAAUGUCACGACAUCACGCCUCGUCACGACAUGAAGAACCAUCAGAACGAGGGAAUGUCUUACAAUUUGGGGAUAUAUUGCGACUCGAGGGGCUGUCACGACACGAGGAGCCAUCGGGACGCGAGAACCUAUCGCGAUAUGGGGAUCUAUCGCGAUAUGAGGACGCGGAGCGGCGGCGCCAGGAGAGGCUGCGCAGAGAUGGGAUGAAAACGGUGCAGCUGCUGCGGGAGGCGGAGUCGCAGUCCGUCCCGGUGGAGGCGGUGCUUCGCCUGGCUCAGGCGGCUGGGGGCGGAGCCAAAGGGGCGGUGCUUCGAGCCAGGGCGGCGCUGGGGGCGGAGCUGCGCCUUUUGAUGACGUCAUCAGGGAGCGACGCUUCCGGCCCCGCCCUGAAAGAAGCCGCCGUCGCCUGGAUCAGGGCGCAGGGAAAUCCUGCCCUCGCGUUGCAAGGCAUGAUGGGAGAGAGGAAAAGGAAGCUCCGCGCUCUGCUCUCCCUCGGUUUCCCCCGCUCGGUCGCUGAGCCCGCCUUGCAUCACGUGGGUUGGUCCCUGCGCCGGGCCUUACCGGAAGUGCAGCGCCGGAAGCUCCGCCCCUUCCUGUCCCGCCUUUGGGAGCUCGAGGAACCGCCGCUGGAUUUCGGCUGCGGCGACCAGCAGGCUCUGGCCCGCAGAGCCCUGGCCACGCUGUCGCUGCCCAGCUGGGGCCGCGCGCUGCUGUUGGUGGCCAUGGGCAGGGAGUUGGGGUUGAGCCCCGGGUCGGCGGCGUCCCCUGGGCUGAAGGCUUUGGUGGAAGCCGUGCGGAGCUGCGCGGAUCGGGCCCAGAUCCGACGGAGGCUGCGAUGCGACUGCGCCGUGUGCGGCUGGGCGCUGCCCAGGGAGCAGAUGAGGUGGUUGACGGGCUGCGAGUGCGCUCUGUGCCCCGAGUGCUUCAGGCAGCACUUCACCAUCGGGGUGAAGGAGAAGGCCGUGGCCGACCUGGUUUGCCCGGCCUGCGGGCGGCCCGACCUGCGCGACGAGGCGGCGCGGCUCUGCUACUUCUCCACGUUGGACGUGCAGCUGCGCCAGGAGUUGGACCCCCAGACCUAUCAGCUGUUCACACAGAAGCUGACGGAGCGCGAGCUGCUGAGGGACCCCCAGUUCCUGUGGUGCCCCCAGUGCUCCUUCGGGUUCAUCUUCGAGGCGGAGCGCGGCCCGGCCCAGUGCCCCCAGUGCCAGCAGAGCUGCUGCCCGCGCUGCCUGCGGCCCUGGCACCCUGAGCACGGCGCUCUGUCCUGCGCUGAGUUCGCGCUGUGGCUGCGGGAGCGCGACCCACAAGUGGAGCCUGUGGGGCUGGAGGCCUUCCUGAGCGAGCACGGCAUUGCCUGCCCACACUGCUCCCAAUGGUUCGCCCUGGCCCGCGGCGGCUGCCUGCACUUCCAGUGCUCCCAGUGCUGCCACCAGUUCUGUGGGGGCUGCGGGGCCGCCUUCCAUCCCAGGGAGCGCUGCCCGUUGCCGCGCUGCGCCCUGCGGCCCUCCCUGCACGCCCACCACCCGCGGCACUGCGCCUUCCAUCUGCGGGACUGGGAGCCGCGCCGCCUGCAGCGCCUCCUGCAGGUGGGCGGAGUCCCGUAUGACACCCAACCCCCAUCCGGAGCCCAGCCCCCACCCGGAGGUGGCUGCUGGUUGCAAGAGCUGAAGGAGACCCCCGGGGCCCCCCCUCGCGAUGCUGCCUGUGGGAGACCCACAGCUGUGGGGCAGGCUGGGCUGUGCCGCGCUCACUACGCCGAAUACCUGGUGCGGCUGAUCAACGAGCGCGGUUUGGAUCCGGCGGCGCUUUACGGAGCGGCCGAACUUCGAGCGGCGGCUGAGCGCCACCUGCCGGCCGGGAGGCCGCCGCAAGGCGACAACGAGAACGACGCGGAGUACGCAGCGCGCCUGCGCGAACUGCUAGCGCGGGAAGCGCCCGUGGAGCCCCGCCCAUCGCGGCCGAGCCCCGCCCCUUAAGAAAAUCAUUUAAAUAAAGUGCGCAUGCGCUUUGA
Molecule: messenger RNA, 3077 nt
Organism: Lagopus muta (rock ptarmigan)
Lineage: Eukaryota; Metazoa; Chordata; Aves; Galliformes; Phasianidae
Gene: RNF31
Product: ring finger protein 31
Exons: 20
Coding region: 346-3042 (898 amino acids)
Biological process (GO): protein linear polyubiquitination
Cellular component (GO): LUBAC complex
Molecular function (GO): K63-linked polyubiquitin modification-dependent protein binding; zinc ion binding; linear polyubiquitin binding
Source: RefSeq, a predicted model, not a curated record